Neodiprion virginianus is the source of this 5108-nucleotide messenger RNA. It is a transcript of the gene Gyc32E, whose product is annotated as guanylate cyclase 32E. Bases 1231 to 4842 code for a protein of 1203 amino acids. The record is from RefSeq and is a predicted model, not a curated record. Gene Ontology annotation, biological process: protein phosphorylation; receptor guanylyl cyclase signaling pathway; cGMP biosynthetic process. Gene Ontology annotation, molecular function: guanylate cyclase activity; ATP binding; protein kinase activity. The transcript has 22 exons. NCBI's taxonomy places the organism in Eukaryota, Metazoa, Arthropoda, Insecta, Hymenoptera, Diprionidae.
CCGAAGGGUGUUAUCAGAUAUUCAGAGCAGCGAGUAAAAUUUUUCGAAAAGAACGAAAUUUAAAAAAGUUUGACUUCGAUUUUUAAACCAUAACUAUAAACUUUCGUCUGUAAAAUUUACUUACGAUGACAAAAUGGAACGAAUUCAUUUACCGUUAUAAAUCGUCAACCAUCCUCGUGAAAUUUUGAAAAAUAAUCAACCGUAGAUAUAACUUAAGUUUCUAUUUGUACCAAAUCGAGGGACUGGAAUUUUGUCUGGAAUUGAGUAAAAAUCGAGGUAAAAAUGUAAUCUUUUCAAUACAGUGUAGCCGAUAGAGGCAGAAGAUACUCGCAAGAAUAAAAAUACGGGGGUAAAGAUUUUCUACCGUUCGCUAUUGAAGCUCAUUUUUUGCAACCAUAAAGAUUUUUCUCCGACGGCUCAAGUGUCCAGAUUUAUACAUACAUUAUGCAUAUCGCUCCAAAUUUUCUCCACGAUACUUGCACGGAAAUAAGAAAUAAGAUUCUCGCACGUUUCACCGCGGUGGAAAAAAAAAACAAGACCACCACGACCAUUGGAAACAAUAACAAGAUGUUGAAAAAACAGUGAAAAAUAGCAAAUUCGUUGUGACAUUAUAUGUUUGUAUACUCGAGGAAUGAAUAUCGUGAACACAGAAUUCAUCGAUCCGUUUGCACAUUCGAAGAGAAUUGCAACCGCAUACUAAUUAAGAAUUUAAAUCCUAACUAAACAAGAAUCGCGGUAUGGAAUUAAUUUCCAACAAUAUCGGGAGUUCUGGAAAAUGAAAUUACGGUGAACUGAAAUUUUCGACAAAGACCGUCGACUUGCUGUUUGUUUAAUUAUCUAAGUGUCUGUUCACUUGUAUUGAUACAAGAAUGAUUGCCGAUUCGGGCUGCAAACUCGGAAAAAUUACAAUGCGGAACAAUUAUUAUUACACAAGUGUUGUAAAGUAAAUAUAACAGCAAUAUGACGUUGAAUAGUUUUGUAAAAAUUCUCGUUCCUGAACGUUAAAGAAAUCGUAAAUGAAUGAUUAAUCGAACGCUUAAUCGAAUUCGAAAAAUCGCGAACAGCAACAAGCGACAGUAAAAGAUAAAAAAAUAAAAAAAAGAAAAAAAGAGACAUGGCAUCGAAAACGGAAGAUGAGGACGUCGCAUCGCCCUGCCGAAUAAAUAAAUUUUACAACAAAUAAAGCGAUUUAAUAAAGAUAUUGGAUUGGCAAGUUGAUUCGUCAUAAUAAUGACGGUCUACCUUUUGAGGCUCGUUUAUUUAUCGACGUGGAUUUUCGUACCGCUGCUUGUUAAAGAUAUCGGUGCAAAUCAUACGAGAAAGUUUGAAAAAUGUCCGAGGACAAGCUUUGCUUCGGGUGCUCAGGGUUACAAUUUUUUGUACGAUUAUUUGACCGGCUCGGGGCUUCACAGUUUCAACAAAAGUUUGACUAUAGGAUUUUUGGGCUCAUACGGAAGAAGUCAGGUGGUUCUCGGAGCGUUACCCUUGGCCAUAGCCACCGUCAACUCGGAUCCGAAUCUCUUGCCCGGAAUAGAGAUGAAGUUCCUCGCUGCUGACAUAGGAAGAAGCAACGCCGACUCGCUGGCGGCAUUGGGUAUAAGGAUAAUGACGGAAAUGAGGGAUUCCGGAACGGUAGCUUUCAUAGGACCAGACGACUCCUGCAGAUCAGAAGCGCUUGUAGCAGCGGCGUGGAACUUGCCGUUGAUUUCAUAUAAAUGCGAGGACCCGGAAGUAUCGGACAGUCGAGUGUACUACACGUUUGCCAGGACACUUCCGCCUACGAGUAAAAUAAGCAAAAGUGUCGUCGCUCUCUUGAGAGCUUUUUCUUGGACGAAGAUUGUCGUCGUCUGUGAAACUAGGCCAGCUUGGAGUGAGAAGCUCAAGGAUUACUUGCAGAAUUACGGUAUCACCGUGAUGGACACCUUCACCGUCAACGAUUACAUACCGAUAUUUGAAAGCAAAUUGGACGAUAUCGUGACGGCGACGUAUCUGAGAACUAGAGUCUACCUGUUCGUCGGAGAGCACAUAGCGCUGGUGGAUUUCGUCAAGUGUCUUCAGAAACGGCGGCUACUGUACACGGGGGAUUACAUAAUCGUUUCGGUAGACGACAAGAUCUACGAUCCUCAAAGGAGGAUAGACAUAACUCAACGGAAUUACAUAGACCCGUAUCUGCCGGACAGGAACAUGUCACAGGAUGUAAAGUUCGGGUUUCGAUCCGUCCUGAAGCUAACCCCGACUCACGUAAUAAAUCCAAACUUCAAGGAAGUCUGCGAGCGUAUCAAGAACUAUUCGGUGAAGCCGCCGUUUUGUGUUCCGUAUCACAGUGAGAUUUUCAAGACAAUUGCGAUGCCUAUUCAAGCAGCCUAUUUAUACGAUGCGGUUAUGAUAUACGCCAGGGCGGCAACCGAGCUUCUUGCUGAGGGCGAAGACCCCAGAAACGGAUCGGCGAUAUUGAGCAAAAUUCGCAACCGGAGCUACCAUUCGCUUCAGGGUUACGACGUUUUUAUAGACAAAAACGGAGAUGCCGAAGGUAAUUUCACGGUGGUAUCGCUACUCGACGACGAGGAGACCAACGGAACGUUCAAGAUUCUGUCCAUGCAGCCCGUCGGCUAUUUCCAGUACAGUGACAACGACACCGGCGGAAUACCGAGGUUCAGAUACAUCAACCCGAAGAGAGAAAUUCAGUGGGUCGGUCCUGAGCCGCCCAGAGCCGUACCGGAGUGCGGAUUCACCGGUGAACUUUGUCGCGACGACGUCGACGAGGAACUCGACGAUCCUUCGUCGAACAUCAACGACUGGAGAGACUGGAGACUCCAGGUUGCCCUGCUGGCUGCGACUGCCCUCGUCGUUGUCGCUGCGGUAUUUGCCUUCAAGCAUUACAGGUACGAACAAAAAUUGGCCUGCAUACUUUGGAAAAUAGAGUUAAAGGACCUAACGAUGAUUCCCAGCGACGUUUCAGACUCUUGUAACGAGAAAAGCGUGGUGUACCUAGGCGAGCCGGGUUGCACUCCAAAAGCGCACACGCGAGUUGCUCUCUACAGAGAAAGCAUAGUGGAGGUGAAACCGAUCUAUAAAAAGACGGUGGACAUGACAAGGACGAUAAGAAAGGAGCUCAAGCAGAUCAGAGAGAUUAGGCAUGAGAACUUGAUACCGUUCAUGGGGGCGGUGGUAGAGCCCGGGGCUAUUUUCAUCGUGACGGGCUACUGCGCUCGGGGAUCGCUUCGGGAUUUGUUGCAAAACGACGACCUGAGGUUGGAUCCGAUGUUCGCGUCGUCAUUGGUCGCCGAUUUGCUUCGGGGAAUGAUCUACCUCCACGACAGCGACAUCAUAUCGCACGGUAAUUUGCGGAGCAGUAACUGCCUGGUGGACAGUCGAUGGGUGCUACAGAUCUCGGACUUCGGACUCCACGAAUUCAAGUCAGGCCAGGAGGAGCCUGACCACCAGAAAAAGGAGCUUCGACGAAUGCUCUACCGAGCCCCGGAGCUUCUUCGAAGCGCAGCACCACCGGCCAGAGGCUCGCAGAAAGGGGACGUCUACAGUUUUUCCCUAGUUCUUUACGAAAUAAUGACGCGUCGAUUCCCCUGGGACGACACGCUAUUGACCCACUCGGAGAUCGUCGAGAACAUAAAGAAAGGACGAAGGCUACGUCCGACUUUGAGCUACGUGAAGGGAGUCUCGGACUACAUAAUAAGGUGCAUCGAGUCCUGCUGGCACGAGGAGCCCGAGGUCAGGCCGGACAUGAAGCUCGUUUCCGUUGUACUAAAGCCGAUGCAGGCCGGACUAAAGGCUAACAUAUUCGACAACAUGCUCGCUAUCAUGGAAAAGUACGCUUGCAAUCUCGAGGGGCUGAUUCAACAGAGGACGAACGAAUUGGUGGAAGAAAAGAAAAAAACUGACGCUCUGCUGCACCGGAUGUUGCCUAAAACCGUCGCUGACGCUCUCAAGAGGGGAGAUCCGGUAGAAGCGGAGAGCUUCGACAGCGUCACAAUAUACUUUAGCGAUAUCGUUGGUUUUACCGAAUUAUCAGCGGAAAGUACUCCUUUACAGGUGAUUACACUUUUGAACGAGCUAUACACCUGCUGCGAUUAUAUCAUCUCGCAUUACGACGUUUACAAGGUUGAGACCAUAGGGGAUGCUUACAUGGUCGUUUCCGGACUGCCGAUCAGAAACGGGGAUAAACACGCCGGGGAAAUAGCUUCCAUGGCGCUCCACCUCCUACGACGUAUCAGCAGGUUUGAGCUGCCCCACAAGCCCGGUGAAAGUCUCAAAAUCCGUAUAGGAAUUCACUCAGGUCACUGCGUGGCCGGUGUAGUCGGUCUAAAAAUGCCGAGGUACUGUCUCUUCGGUGACACCGUGAACACCGCCUCAAGGAUGGAAUCCUCCGGAUCACCGCUCAGGAUUCACAUGUCCGAGGACGCGUGGAAGUUACUGCAGAAACUGGGUGGUUAUCAGGCCGAGGAACGAGGAAUGGUAGAGAUCAAGGGAAAAGGGGAAAUGAAAACGUACUGGUUAGUGGGAGAGGACCCGCUGUGCAGACAGAAUCGUAUAUUCGAAUCGAAUUCGCACUUUCAUCACUCCCACUACGGAUCACUGUGUUCAUUAUCGUCUGAUAGGCUUACCGAAACGCCGGAUCUUCUGCGAAGAACAAUCGGCGCCGAAUUCUUGGACGUCGACACGAUUAAUCUCGGGGGUUUCCGGUUCACCAGGCGAGAGCUUCAUUCACGCGCGCUCCGAGCCUGUUCGCAUCAGAAUAGUCAGGAAUUGAUCUACCACGGAGCGGCCGGACGAUCGCAUAGAUCAGCGCCUGCGAUCACUCUGACGGACGUGAUGACAAAUUACUGACGCGCAUGUCGCGGGAUCCGAACAAUUUUUUUUUCUCUCUCUCCCUUUAUUUCAUAGAUAUUUUAUACGAUUGUUUUUAAAUGUGUUACGUGUAUACAUAUACACCUAUAUGUAACAUGAUACAAGUAUACAUGUAUACUGAAUGUCGAUAUUUCGUACCUGUUUAAUACGUAAGUCACCAAAGUAUAUUGAUUGAUAUAUACAUAUACCUGUAUACAUAUAUUAUUAUAUACAGAUUAACGUUGAUCGGUUGUAAUUUAAUAAAA